GGCCUGCGGUGAAGGAGAGGAGACAUGGCGGAGGAGAGAAAAGACGAAGCCAAGUCACCGCAUUGGGCGUCGAGCCCGCUCCCCGAGGCUUCUUCGCACCCGCACUCCCCUGAGCUCAAGGAGCAAGGCGGGGCGGGUGCCGGGCUCGUCCGAAGCGCCAAUGGGUUUCCCUACCGCGAGGACGAGGAGCCAGGGCUGGCGGCGCGGGAGCAGCAGGACACCUACUCUCGAUCCAAAGAGAACGGCAUCAACGGGGAGCUCUCGGCAGGGGACAGGGAGACUGCAGAAGAAGUGUCUGCAAGGAUAGUGCAAGUAGUAACAGCCGAAGCUGUAGCAGUCCUGAAAGGCGAACAGGAGAAAGAAGCCCAGCACAAAGAUCAGCCUGGACCACUACCUUUAGCAGUUGAAGAGUCGGCCAACCUGCCCCCUUCGCCGCCUCCGUCGCCGGCUGCCGAGCAGACGGGACCUCUGGAGGAAGAUUUACUUACAGCCACGAAGAUGGAAAACCGUGUCCAGGAGGGCGCGCGUCCUUUCACAGCAGAACCAUUAGACACAAAGGAAUAUGAAUUUUGGAAAGACAGUAAGACUGGUGAGCAACCUAAACAUGAUGCCUUAGUUCCACAGCCAGCAAAAACAGAGGCUAUAGAUAAAAAGGAUUCACAGAGCAAAGACAAAAUACCUUUGCCUCUGUCAGACCAGAUUUUGGAAACUGAUGCCAAAAAGAAAGGGGAAGCCACUUUUGCAGAACCUGCUGCAAAGCCUCCUGUUUCUCAAGAACACAAAGAUUUGUCAUCUGAACUGCCUAAAGGGAGUAAAACAGAAGAAAGGACUGCAGAUGUGUCCUUGCCAGCCAGCCAAAUAAUCUCUAUGAAAUUUAAAGAUGACUUUAAAGAUGUCCAAGAGCUUGCCAUCACCCAUGGUGGAAACUUCCUGUUGCCAUCAGAACCCAAGGCAGAUGAAGCAAAAACUGAACUUCCUUCAGACCCAUCUCUCUCUGUCCUGCAGAGGCUUCCCCCUGAAGACAGUUCCAAAGCAAAACAGGAACCCACUGAUCAACUGCUUGCCAAAGUUCUCACUAAAGAUGAACAGAUCCACGGAGACAAGACACCAACUCCGCAAGGAGAAGUUUCAGCGGUAACUGUAGAUGGACUGAAACCACUGAGCACGCAGAAGAUCCCUGCCUGGGGGGAGGAAAAGGACGUGACCAAGGAUGAGAGUGAUGAGGAGGAAAGGUACGACUUCUAUGAUAAAGGGGAAGCUCGAAUAUUGGAUGAUGGCAAAUUUACCACUAAACCUGAAGAGAAGACACUUUUUCUAGACAAAGCAGACUUUCAAAAGGAUGGCGAAGCUAAAAAGUUACCUGAUAUUUUCAAAACGGAAAAAGACACAGACCAAAGGGGGCUCCCAGCAACAACAGACACAAAAAAGGAGGUGCAGCCAACCACAGAGGUGCCCCCUGGCAAGUUAAGCCAAGAACUGAUCCCUGGAAAAACUACAGAGCACCCUGAUACCACUCAAUUAUCCAGAGCAGUGGAGAAGGCGCCUGAGGCACCAGGUUUAACCAGUGACAAGACUCCUACUCUAGAACCUUCUCAGGCAAAAGAUGUUAAAAAAGACACCAAGCAGGAUCAGAUAAGUGUUUUGGAUUCCAUUACUCAUGAAAUGACAAUAGAAGAGGAUCGAUCAGGAAUGUCAAAGUAUUUUGAAACUUCUGCUCUGAAAGAGGAAGUGACCAAAGGAGAUGUCCUGAAGCUGGGCAGUGAUUAUUAUGAGCUGAGUGACACUAAAGAGAGUGCAUAUGAGCCUUAUCAGGCAGAUCAUCUAAUACCUGAAAGCAAAGAGGAAGAGGAGGAAGAAUUACAGGCAGAAGUGGAUCAGCAGCAGCCUGUGCCUGGUCAUGAAAUAGGGUACAGUACCCUUGCUCAGAGCUUCCCACCAGACAAAUCUGAGGAACCAAGUUCCCCAACAGAAAGAAUGUUCACUAUUGACCCCAAGGUCUAUGGAGAUAAGAGAGAGCUCCACAGUAAAAAUAAAGAUGACCUAACUCUGAGCAGGAGUUUGGGACUUGGGGGUAGAUCUGCAAUUGAACAGAGAAGUAUGUCUAUUAACCUGCCCAUGUCCUGCCUGGAUUCAAUAGCUCUUGGAUUUAGCUUUGGCCGUGCACAUGAUCUCUCUCCCCUUGCUUCAGAUAUUCUAACUAACACAAGUGGAAGUAUGGAUGAAGGUGACGACUACUUGCCAGCAACCACACCAGCAUUGGAGAAGGCUCCUUGCUUCCCCAUUGAUAGCAGAGAUGAAGAUGAGCAUGUUGAAGAGGAAAAAGCAAUGCCUGAAGAAAAAGUCCAGCCUGAGACCUCGGUUGAGUCACCUUUCCCAGCCAAAGACUAUUACAAAAAUGGUGCUGUAAUGGCUCCUGAUCUUCCUGAAAUGUUAGACUUAGCAGGGACAAGAUCUAGAUUAGCCUCUGUGAGUGCAGAUGCUGAGGUGGCCCAAAAGAAGUCAGUUCCUUCUGACACUGUUGCGGAAGACAGCAGCACAGCGCUGCCACCCGUGACAGAUGAAAACCAUGUAACUCUAAAAGCUGAAAGUCAGCUGGAAGACUUAGGCUACUGUGUUUUCAAUAAGUACACAGUCCCACUCCCUUCUCCUGUUCAAGACAGUGAGAAUUUAACAGGUGAAACCUGUCCAUUUUACGAAGGCACUGAUGAAAAACUGAGACGUGGCCUAGCUCCCGACCUGUCUUUGAUAGAAGUGAAGCUGGCAGCAGCGGAAAAAUCAAAAGAAGAAUUCCUCAGUGAAAAAGAUAUAGGUCAGCAUGCCCCUGGUGAAUCUAUUCUGGUGAGGGACUUUGAGCAGGAGAAGAAAGAGAAGUUGGAUACGGUGCUAGAAAAAAGUGAAGAUCAAGUUGAUGCUAAGGAGGUCUAUCCCAUUAAAGCUACAGAGCCGGAGAAGACAAGACCUGAGGCAACCUUAGAAGUGAAAGAAGAAGGUGUAUACGACAGACUAUUAGCUACAGAGGUAGCAAAAGGAAAAGAUGCUGUUUCUCUAUUGAUGGAGAAGGAGAAGACUCUUAGUGUUGUUCCCGAAAUGGCUGAGAUAGAUGCUCCAAUCAGACCAGAUUAUAAUGCUAUAAAGCAUGAUAUGGAAGUGGCUGCCAGGAGGGCAGACCAAGAAUAUCAGAGUCAAUUAGAUGCUAAGGUCCAUGAGGUUGUUUCUCCCCCUUCAGCACAAGACAAAGUCUCUGUUCAAAGAGCAGAGCCUGAACCUCAAGGAACUCAGCAGAAAGAUCAGACCAUUUUGUCCAGAGAAACGAAGGAUGCAGAUGUACUUUCCAAGAUUGAGCCUAGUCAUGUGAAGGACACUGCCAAAUUGACUGAAACAGAAAUUAAGGAAAAAGUUGCUAAGCCAGAUCUGGUACAUCAAGAGGCAGUUGAUAAAGAGGAAUCUUAUGAAUCUAGCGGAGAGCAUGAUCAAGUCCAGGAAGGUUUGAAUGGAGAAUCCUUGAAACCAGAGGACAUCAAAGGAGAACCUCCAAAGCCUCCUGUGUCGAAGGAAGACACUCCUGCACAACUGCCAACAAAGGAGCCCUCUGUGGAGCUCCCCCUUCCGAAAGCUGAGCCGCUGCAAGAAGAGACUGCCGAUGUUCAGAUGGAGAGCAUACCACAACCUACAGAGGGAAUUGAAAAGAUUCCAGAUGCAGCUGUGAAACCCAUGGAAAUUCAAAAGCCACUGCCAUGUGAAGUGACAGCUGAGGCAACAGAAAGGGAGGAACAGGAGGAGGAAGAGGUAGGAAGAGAACAAAAAGAAGAGGAUAAACAGCAACCCGUAAAAGAAGUGCCCCCAGAAGUAGACUUAGGGAUGCCUGCUGGUGAAGAAAUGCCAGCCGAGGUUGGCACAGAAGCACUGCUUGAACUGAAAGGCAUUAUUGAAUCCGUGGUGACAGUAGAGGAUGACUUUAUCACAGUGGUGCAGACAACAGUCGAUGAGGGUGAAUCAGCUUCUCACAGUGUGCGAUUUGCUGCCACCCAAGAAGACUUGGAAGCAGGGGACUCCCAGGCUGAGGAGGAACUGGAGAUAGAGGAAGGGGCUGACAUUCACGCUGAGCCCAAGGAGGGCUCCCCAGAAGCCCCUGCAACACCCGAGAGAGAAGAAGUCCUGCUCACCGACUACAAGACAGAGACAUGUGAUGAUUACAAAGAUGAAACAACUAUUGAUGACUCCAUCAUGGACACGGACAGUCUCUGGGCGGAUACUCAAGAUGAUGAUAGGAGCAUCAUGACUGAACAGUUAGAGACUGUUCCUAAAGAGGAGAAGGCAGAGAGAGAAUUGCGAAGACCAUCUCUCGAUAAGCAUAAAAAAGAGAAACCUUUUAAAACUGGGCGAGGCAGGAUUUCUACUCCUGAAAGGAAAAUAGCUAAAAAGGAACCUAGCACACUCUCCAGAGAUGAAGUGAGAAGGAAAAAAGCAGUAUAUAAGAAAGCUGAACUUGCUAAAAAAACUGAAGUUCAGGCCCACUCUCCCUCCAGGAAAAUCAUUUUAAAACCUGCUAUCAAAUAUACUAGACCAACUCAUCUCUCCUGUGUUAAACGGAAGCAGACAGCAGCAGGUGGUGAAACAAACCAAGCUCCUGGUGUAUUUAAACAAGCCAAGGAAAAACUCUCAGAUGGAGUAAGCAAGAGUCCAGAAAAGCGUUCCUCUCUACCAAGACCUUCUUCUAUCCUUCCUCCUCGAAGAGGUCUGUCAGGAGACCGAGACAGAGAGGAGAACUCUCUCUCCCUCACAACCUCCCUUUCCUCUUCAGUACGACGGCCUACCCGAUCGGAGCCAAUUCGUAGCAGAACAGGAAAAAGUGGAACUUCUACCCCCACCACUCCUGGCUCCACUGCCAUCACUCCAGGAACCCCACCUAGCUACUCCUCCCGUACUCCAGGCACUCCGGGGACUCCGAGCUAUUCCAGAACCCCACACACUCCUGGGACCCCCAAAUCUGCUAUACUGGUACCCACUGAGAAAAAAAUUGCAAUCAUCCGCACUCCUCCCAAGUCUCCAGCCACUCCGAAGCAGCUACGAGUUAUUAAUCAGCCUCUACCUGACCUCAAGAAUGUCAGGUCCAAAAUCGGUUCGACAGAUAAUAUCAAAUACCAGCCUAAAGGAGGGCAGGUACAAAUUGUAACCAAGAAGAUAGAUUUGAGUCACGUGACUUCAAAGUGUGGCUCCCUCAAGAACAUCCACCACAAGCCAGGUGGCGGACGUGUGAAAAUUGAAAGUGUGAAGCUGGAUUUCAAAGAAAAGGCACAGGCUAAAGUUGGUUCCCUUGAAAAUGCCCACCAUGUACCUGGCGGUGGUAAUGUCAAGAUUGACAGCCAGAAGCUCAACUUCAGAGAGCACGCCAAGGCCCGCGUCGACCAUGGCGCCGAGAUCAUCACGCAGUCCCCGGGCCGGUCCAGCGUGGCUUCGCCGCGCAGGCUCAGCAACGUCUCGUCCUCUGGAAGCAUCAACCUGCUCGAGUCGCCCCAGCUCGCGACCCUCGCUGAAGACGUCACAGCCGCCCUCGCCAAGCAGGGCUUAUGAAUCUGCUCCAUUUCGCAUCGUAUGAAGUAAUAAUAUUUAGGCAUGAGCUCUUGGCGGGAAUGGGCUCAGAGCAGGUGUUACAUUCAUCCUUUACCAUGUCUAAAACUAAGUCAUAUCCCAAGACUUGUAGUUAACAUACAAUAA
Messenger RNA from Tinamus guttatus (white-throated tinamou), 5715 nucleotides. The record is from RefSeq and is a predicted model, not a curated record. Lineage: Eukaryota; Metazoa; Chordata; Aves; Tinamiformes; Tinamidae.